This is a messenger RNA of Phytophthora sojae, 1770 nucleotides long. RefSeq lists its product as hypothetical. NCBI's taxonomy places the organism in Eukaryota, Oomycota, Peronosporomycetes, Peronosporales, Peronosporaceae. The record is from RefSeq and is a predicted model, not a curated record. The coding region runs from base 1 to 1770 and encodes 589 amino acids. The transcript is spliced from 3 exons.
AUGGUGCCGCGACCCGGGAGUACUACUUCGAAUGACGGGCUAACGAUCCAAGAGGCAUCGGAGGCAGGUUCGCAGUCGGCUGGAAGGUCGCCGACCGCAAGAGAGCACAGUGAAAGACUUGUCGCGUCGUGGAGCUCUGAGGGAACCUUCACGACAGGCCACGGGGCCAGGGACGACCAGGAGGGCUACGAAGAACAGUUUGCCGUUCCCGAUGCGGCUCCCGCAGAGGGAGCCGCGAAGGGCCGCGACGCAAGUCGCGGUCCUACCGGUCGGAAGCCUGCAAAGGCUGACGACCAACAACAACCCACCGCCAAGGCAGCCACGAAGCGCAAGUCGCUCAAGAGGAAGAAGAACAAGUUGCGCGCGCCGGACUUGGCGGAGGAGUCGCUGUACCAGCCGCAAGGCAAGGACACGGGACGUCAGUACACCGUCGAGGAGGUACGGUACGUCGUGGCGCGCACGGAGAUCUUCCGUCUGCUAGAGCAAGACCCAAUCUUGGUCUUCCUCAAGCCCAUGCUGAUGAGCAACUUCACGGGUCCCUUCGUGGCGCCGGACUCCGAUAGCCUCACCAGCGUCGCCCACGCCGCGCCGACUCUCUUCCAGAUGCUGCGUGACUCGGGGUUCGUGUUGGGAGCUUUCGAAAUGGAGAGGCUGUGCGAUUGGGACCUCAAGUCUUGGCUGCGCGCGAUUAGCGUCGUGCAGGAGCCCUUGACGAUUCUCGCCGGGUCCGUCAAACAAGACGCGACGAGUUCCGCGACGGGCCAAGACGCGCCGGGUCCCUCGGCGGGCCCAGCCCAGACUUUGACGACCACGACCUCGCCCCCACCUCGAUACCAGUCGAGCGUGGACUCCGACAGCAGUUUCGAGUCGUCCAAGCGCAUGCCCAUGAACCGGCCGCCGCGCGUCAUGCAGCUAUCCGCGGCGCCCGCACGCACAGAGGUGAUGAAACCCACCGAGGAAGUGCUCCCCAAGGCCUUGAGAGAUUCCAUCAUCAAGCUGUUGCAGACGACAGUAAUGAGCACCCCGCGCGCCGACACAGCCGCAAUCCCGACGGGGCCGAAGCCGCCCGCGAAUCCCGCACCCACGGUGGCUCGCCCCCAGGAGGCAGCGGAUGUAGCCAUGGAGUCGGUCAGUUCGCGUUCUUCGACGAGGUCCAAACCUCGACGCGACGCGGACGAGGACCCCGACGACCUGUUUGACUUGGACAUCGGGACGCCGAGAACCACGGCCGCCAUCUCGACGGCGACAGCCGGCGGCGUAGGCCUUGCCCACGUACGCGUCUCAGCAUCGUCCGAGCUGAAAGAGUUCUCAGGACGGGACGCCAGCGAAGAGAAAACCAGACUUUGGCUCAACCGUCUGAAUUCCGCCGCGCGGCGCGACGGGAUGACGGGUGAAGAAUUGCCCAAGAAGAUCAAGAAAUCAUGGACCGAGCUGAUGGGACAAUUCCGUGUGCAGUACUGCGGCAAGGGCGUGUCAAUGGCCAGCCGCUACUACCACGCGGCUCAACGCCCCGAUGAGACCCCUCUGGAUUACUUGUACCGGCUCAACGUCGAGGGCUUGAGGACCAACAUCCCAUACGCCCCGAGUGCUGCCAUCCGGGAACAGCUUCAUGAACCCGUAGAGCGCGUUGUCGCUCAAGCGUUGGCCGAGAUGAGCCGGGCCCGGUCUGUCAUGGGGACGACCCAGAAGCCGCUCGCCAUGUCGAGGGAGCAGUACCACAGAUACUUGUCCAAGUCUUCGAGCAAGUCGUUGACGAGCGGCAUGGGGUAA